AAUCGUGGCGGCCAAUAUCGCAAGUAUCGCGGUUGGAAUUGUAACUUUCACUGUAUACGUAACUGCAAAAUUAUUCGGUAAACUUCACCACCACGAGUGGGAUUUAGAGGGUGCUGUUAUAUUCAUUACAAAAAAGUUCAGGAUGUCUGACAUCGAAGUUGAUGCUACUGGUGGUGGUGGUGAUAUGGAUGUAAACACUGCUCUUCAAGAAGUUUUAAAAACUGCUCUAACACAUGGCAAGUUGUCCCGUGGUCUUCACGAAGCUGCCAAAUCUUUAGAUAAACGACAAGCACUAUUAUGCGUUUUAGCUACAAAUUGCGAUGAAGCUAUGUACGUCAGACUUGUUGAAGCACUCUGUGCUGAACAUCAGAUUAAUCUUUUGAAGGUUGAUAGCAAUAAAAGAUUAGGUGAGUGGGCUGGACUUUGUACAAUUGACAAGGAAGGAAAAGCUAGAAAAGUUGUUGGCUGCAGCUGUGUUGUUGUGGUGGAUUAUGGAAAAGAAACACAAGCCCAUGAUGUAUUGAAUGAUUAUUUCAAGUCUAAACGAGCGUGAUGAAAUUGUAAUAAAUUAGAAAAAAAGAUUUUGUAUUA
This is a messenger RNA of Argiope bruennichi, 591 nucleotides long. It is a transcript of the gene RpS12, whose product is annotated as 40S ribosomal protein S12-like. Lineage: Eukaryota; Metazoa; Arthropoda; Arachnida; Araneae; Araneidae. Bases 143 to 553 code for a protein of 136 amino acids. Gene Ontology annotation, molecular function: structural constituent of ribosome. Gene Ontology annotation, cellular component: cytosolic small ribosomal subunit; ribosome. The transcript has 5 exons. The record is from RefSeq and is a predicted model, not a curated record. Gene Ontology annotation, biological process: translation.